UUUAUUUUCUUUACUUUUCUCACGUGGACUAAAAAAAAAAGUUAAGAAUAAUAACAAUUUGCUUAAAUCUAAACAUUGUCAAGAAUAUAGAUUAUAUCUAGAUCUAUAUAUAUAGAUCUAGAUUAGAGUUUAGAUCUACAUCUAAUCUUAAUCGAGAAGAAAAUGAAAAGAAAACUAACUACGGAAGAAAAUGUUCAAACACCACUCAGUAAUGAUAUUACUGACCAGGUCAGUAGCAAGAAUAUAAAAAAAGCCAAGAAUAAAAACCAUGACUUCAGUACUGAAGAAAUUCAGCGUUUAAAGGAGACCGAAGCUCUGUUUCAUUCAAGUUUAUUUAGACUGCAGGUUACAGAGCUAUUAAAAGAAGUCUCAGUCAACCAGAAUUUUAAUUCAAGUGUCAAAGAAUGUAUCACGAAACUUCAGGAUAUUUUAACAAGUUUACCUGCUGGGAAAACUCACAAAAUUGCUGACAAAGAAUGGCUUCAGUCACUGGGUAUUCAAAUUCCUUUUCUGGAAAAACCUGAAAGAGUUAAAGGGAGCUUUCAAUUUUUACCACCUACUGAAGUAAGACUAACUGGGAGUAUGACCUUGGACACUAUAGUAAAACCCAAUCUCAUAGUUGAUCUUGUCCUGCAAAUGCCAAAGGCAUGUUUUGAACCAAAAGAUUACUUGAAUCAAAGAUAUGUUCGUAAGAGAGCCCUGUACUUGUGUGUUGUGGCGUCCCACUUGAGUAAAAACAAACAAAUAGAAGACUUAAAGUUUACAUACAUGAUGUCCAAUCCAUAUAAACCAGUGUUACUUUUAACUAUAAAAGUAACUGAGAAAAGGAAACUUCAGUUUCGUCUUCUUUUAGAGCCAGAGGAAAACAUUUUCAAACUUUCUCGGUUUGAACUUAGCAAAAACAAUGUCAGACCCAAUUGGUUCCUUGGAAAGGAUUCAGAAAGCAAAGAAGACUUUCUACCUGCCACACCUUUUUAUAACUCCAGCAUAUUGAAUGAUUUGACCUUAAAGGUUAAUGAUCAGUUUAUAGCUGAUGUAUUGAAAGAUUCUGAAGGUGUUCGGGAUGGCAUAAUAUUGUUGAAAGUAUGGUUCCGUCAGAGAGAAUUGCUUACAGGCUUUGGAUCAUUCUCCAGCUUUAUCUUGACUGCUUAUGUUGCAAGUCUCAUAAUGCUUAAAAAAAUCAACAAAAUGAUGAAUAGCUACCAGGUCUUUAGAACUACAAUACUUCAUUUAUCUAAGGCAGACUGGAUUGCAGAGCCACCAACACUGUCUGAAGGAAUUAGUCCUAGGGUUUUCCCUACUACUGAUGAGUAUGGUGGAGCUACUUCAUGUGUUUUUGUAGACAGGACUGGCUUUUAUAACAUGGCUUAUAUGAUUUCAUCUUCAAUAUUUGCUAGGGUAAAAGAUGAAGCAGCUCUUGCCCUAACCACUCUGGACCAACACCAUUCUAGCAGUUUUGAUGUCCUCUUCAUGACGCCAGUUUCAUUUGCCAGGAAAUUUGAUCAUGUUUUUCAUAUCACCACAUCAUCAGCUGUUAAAGAAUGCAUGUCGAGUAAAAUUAAAGAGUUCACCUCUCGUGAUAUAGACUUUGCAGGACAUUCAAACAUAGUUGUGUCCCAUUACAUUCUACAAAUUCUUCUAAAGGCUUUAGAAAAGAGAGUAUCUUUAGUGCAGCAAGAAAGUUGUACAUGCCCUGAGUGGAAGAUAUCAGAAAAAGCAUUCAACUUUGAUAGCAUAAGGUUAUUAACCUUUGGGCUUGUCCUGAAUGUAUCCAAUGCUUUCAAUGUCUUAGACAAAGGACCCCCAGCAGACUUAACAGAGGCAAAAGAGUUCCGUGAAUUUUGGGGAGAGAAAUCGGAAAUCAGAAGAUUCAAAGAUGGAACCAUACAUGAAGCUGUUCUGUGGAGCGAGUCAUCUAAACAGUCAGACAGAAGACUUGUGUGUAAAAAGAUUGUCCAACAUGUAUUGAGCAAACACUAUGGCAUAUCUAAAGAUAGUGUUCAGUACAUGGAAGGCAAAUUGGACUCUUUAUUACAUCUUAAUGUCAGCUCAAAGGAGGCACGAGAUGAAUAUGGAACUGGAGAGGAACAGAGCUUGUCAGUUCUCCGUUCAUUUGAAGAGUUGAAUCGUGUGAUUAGAGCCUUGUCUUCCAUCCCUCUAGCAAUUCAUUCUGUGUCUGGCAUUCAUCCUGUAUUUAGACAUACUGAAGUGUUCCCAGCACUAACAGCUGCAAACGUAACCAAAGAAAUGGAUGUGGAGAAGAAUCAUAUUGUUCCUAAAGAAGGAAAACCUUUGCCUCAGUUUGUGCCACCAUUGGAUGUGAUUUGUAUGCUAGAAAGUUCAGGAAAGUGGCCAGAAGAUGUUGAUGCCAUUCAACACAUGAAAACUUUAUUCCACAUUAAGAUAGGCAAUGAGUUGAAAGAGAAGCAUUUUUAUUCUGUCAGUAUACACAGUUCACAUGUGGAUGUCUUGAAGGAUGGUUAUGUAUUCAGGAUAAAGAUAGUAAAUACAAAAGAACUAGCAGUGCUAAGGACCCACAAAACAGAUGAUGGAAUGGUCAAGUUUAGAGAAACAGAUGAAUCCCUGGCACUGGAGCGAGAGAUAAUUGCGUUGCCUUACAUCACCAGUCUAUUACAUGGGAUACAGCAAGAAAACCCAGCUUUUAGUUCAACUGUACGGCUCUGUAAAAGAUGGAUUGCAGCACAGAUGGUUUGGGAUUUUCUUCCAGAGAUAGUUAUAGAGUUGUUGGUGGCAUAUAUAUUUAUCUCCCCUUAUCCAUACACAGCACCAGGGAGUCCCUGCAAUGGUUUUUUUAGGUUCCUUCAUUUAGUGUCAACAUUUAACUGGAAAACUGAUCCUUUGAUGAUCAACUUAAACAAGGAAUUCACAGAGGAAGAUUUUUCCACCAUUCCUAAAGAGUUCACAAAACAUCGUGCGACACUGCCUUGUAUGUGUCUGGUGACUCCUCAAGAUAAACAGGGCACAAAAUGGACCCGGCCUAAUCCGACAGAACCUUUUCUUCAAAGACUGAUUGUGUUGGCACGAGAGUCAUUGAAAAUAGUGGAGGCUCAAGUUAUGCUUCAAACAGCUUCAGCAGAUUUCAAGUUAAUAUUCCGACCACCACUGGGACAUUAUGAUCUUAUUAUACGCCUGCUGAAAAAGGUCAAUGUCAACAGAUAUCAAGCAGUUGAUGCAAAGAAAGAUGUGUGUGUGAAUCUUCCUGACAAGAGUCAGAAACAGCCCAUUCCUCUUGUCGGCUUUAACCCAGUGAGAUUAUUUGUGCAAGAUCUCAGAAGUGUAUUUGGUGACUUUGCCAUGUUCUUCCAUGAUACAUUUGGUGGAGAUGUUAUCGGUGUAGUAUGGAAAUCACAGGCCUUUGAGAAAAAAGAUUUUGCGACUUCACAUUUUAAUUAUAGGAAGCCUUCUGUUAAUAAGGAUGAAACAGUUUCACUCAUGACAGAGAAAGAGUGUAUUUUGGAGGAUAUUAGAGUUAUGGGAGGAGGAAUUGUGGAGUCUAUCACUGUGCCUUCUGAGGCUUAGUGUGGUUUUAGAUUUUCAGUAGCUAUUUAAUAUUAAUAAUGAUUAUUACAAAAAUAAAAUGUAAACACAAAA
This is a messenger RNA of Biomphalaria glabrata, 3612 nucleotides long. Its product is annotated as nucleolar protein 6-like. Bases 163 to 3540 code for a protein of 1125 amino acids. The transcript has 22 exons. The record is from RefSeq and is a predicted model, not a curated record. Gene Ontology annotation, cellular component: UTP-C complex; CURI complex; small-subunit processome. NCBI's taxonomy places the organism in Eukaryota, Metazoa, Mollusca, Gastropoda, Planorbidae. Gene Ontology annotation, biological process: tRNA export from nucleus; rRNA processing.